Messenger RNA from Ichthyophthirius multifiliis, 572 nucleotides. RefSeq lists its product as hypothetical. The annotation marks the transcript as partial. Gene Ontology annotation, biological process: maturation of LSU-rRNA from tricistronic rRNA transcript (SSU-rRNA, 5.8S rRNA, LSU-rRNA). The record is from RefSeq and is a predicted model, not a curated record. Gene Ontology annotation, cellular component: cytosolic large ribosomal subunit. NCBI's taxonomy places the organism in Eukaryota, Ciliophora, Oligohymenophorea, Hymenostomatida. The transcript is spliced from 3 exons. Gene Ontology annotation, molecular function: structural constituent of ribosome; RNA binding.
GCCAGAAAAUUAGGCUCUUUUUCGUUCCUGCUGAACCUAAAGUAGCAUUUGUAGUAAGAAUUAGAGGAGUAAAUUAAUUACACCCUGAUGCUAUUAGAAUUUUGAGACUUUUUAGGCUUAGAUAAAUCCAUAACGGAACCUUUUUUAAAAUAAAUAAAGCAAGCUUAAAUAUGUUGAAGAAAGUACUUCCUUUUGUAACUUUUGGAUAUCCUUCAAGAUAAACAGUUUCUAAAUUACUCCUUAAAAGAGGUUUUGCAAAAGUAAAUGGACAAAGAAUCCCUAUUACUGAUAAUGCUUUUAUCGAAAAGGAACUCGGAAAAUACAAUAUAAAUUGUAUUGAAGAUCUUGCUCACGUAAUUACUACUUGUGGACCUCAUUUCAAAGAGGCAAAUAACUUUUUAUGGCCUUUUAAACUUGAUACCCCUAGAGGAGGAUUCAAAAAUAAAAGACACGCAUUCCAUUAAGGUGGUGACUGGGGUAACAGAGAAGUAUUCAUUAAUCAUUUAGUUAAAGCUAUGCUUUGAUUUAAAUUUAAUUGCAUUUGUUGUAUUUUUUUAUUGAAUGUUUUCAUU